UGUAUCCCAGCGGUGCACUGCUCCCCUCCUCUCGAGCUCUCCCAUGGUUACCUGGUUGCUGUUCAGAGGAAGCAGUAUGAGGCCGGGGAGGUCAUCUACUACCUCUGCAGGAAGGGCUUCCUAUUGGACGGCUCCAACCGCGUCAUCUGCCAAUCAAACGGCACCUGGAGCCCGACCCCCUUCUGCCGAGCCCGCUGUGCAAUCCCGGCUCAGCGCAGCAGAGUCUUAUAUAACAAGCAGAAGCUGUGGCCCUAUGAGGUGCAGGGGGGGCAGGUACAACACGGGGAGGGCGUGUCCUUCUUCUGCCGGGACGAGGCGAGGCGCUGCAGCUACACCAUCCAAUCAGAGUGCUUCGACGGGACCCUGCCACUCCCACCCUGCUAUGACGAGCCCACAUGGCUGCAGUACAAGCUGUUCACAGACAGAGUGGUGUCUGAAAUCAAACACUGUGACGAGGGAAACCAAUGAGAGGAGUGGGGGGGGGGGGGGGGGGGGGGGGGGGGGGGCACAGAUACAUACACAUUAUUAUAAUAAGCUCUGCCCUAAGUGCUGUGGAGGGAGAGCAGGGAGGCGAGAGAGAGAGGGAGAGGACAGAGACGGGCACAGAUGCAAAUAAUUGCAAUAAGAAAACUGUACCCCACAAGUGCAGUGUUACCCCUACAUGCCUGUGGGGGGGGGGCUUUUUUCACUUUAUCUCAAAAUUGAGUUUCUCUUUUGGACUUCAGAGACCCAGCUCACAUUGAAUGGAAUACAUUAAAACAAGCAUCAACAAUGUCUGUGUAUAGUCACUUCAAAUAAAUAAAAUACAAACUCAAAGACUUA
This is a messenger RNA of Polyodon spathula (Mississippi paddlefish), 822 nucleotides long. RefSeq names its product beta-2-glycoprotein 1-like. The record is from RefSeq and is a predicted model, not a curated record. NCBI's taxonomy places the organism in Eukaryota, Metazoa, Chordata, Actinopteri, Acipenseriformes, Polyodontidae. The transcript has 3 exons. The annotation marks the transcript as partial.